This is a messenger RNA of Akanthomyces muscarius, 813 nucleotides long. RefSeq lists its product as uncharacterized. The record is from RefSeq and is a predicted model, not a curated record. Gene Ontology annotation, cellular component: nucleus. NCBI's taxonomy places the organism in Eukaryota, Fungi, Ascomycota, Sordariomycetes, Hypocreales, Cordycipitaceae. The transcript is spliced from 2 exons. Gene Ontology annotation, biological process: response to oxidative stress. Bases 1 to 813 code for a protein of 270 amino acids.
AUGUUUGGCCUAAUACGGCGAUUCUCCAGCGAGGACACCGACGUCAACCAGAGUCAAGACGGCCUCCAUCAUCGCAAGGAUGGCGUCAAUGAUGUCUUCAACCCGACACGGCACACGGCCAGUCCGUUUCGCCCCCCGCCACUCGACCCAAUAGUUCUGAACGGCUACAAAGACAAUACUCCCGCUGACUCGCGGCUUUUGAGCAAUGCUGUCGCCGAGGAGAUCCGCAACAUGGUGCCUGAGAGGCUACGCAUCGUCGAGGACUGGAACCUCGUGUACAGCCUGGAGCAGGACGGCUCGAGCCUGAGCACACUGUAUCAAAAAUGCAGAGCAUACGAGGGAAGGCGAAUAGGCUUUGUCCUGGUUGUGCAGGAUCAAGAAGGCGGAACCUUUGGCGCAUACCUCUCCGAACACCCACACCCGGCACCAUCGUACUUUGGAAAUGGCGAGUGCUUUCUGUGGCGUGCGUCGACGCUGACGUCCCUGCCUCCCCCGCCGUCGGCCGAUACCACAAACCUGACCCGCAGCACAACGCUGGCGGCGGCGCACCGCGACGGUACCUCGACGCCCGGCUCCCUCGAGACGAUCCGCUUCAAGGCAUUCCCUUACAGCGGCCUGAAUGACUUUUAUAUCCACUGCGAGGCCGGUUAUCUGAGCGUCGGCUCGGGUGGCGGCCACUACGGCCUCUGGCUGGACGACUCGCUCGACGUUGGCCACAGUUCCAUGUGCGAGACCUUUGGCAACGAACCGCUGAGUGACGUCGGGCAUAAAUUUAGCGUCGUGGGUGUUGAGCUCUGGGUUCUAGGUGCAUAA